Messenger RNA from Anoplophora glabripennis (Asian longhorned beetle), 1770 nucleotides. Its product is annotated as hexosaminidase D-like. The coding region runs from base 28 to 1521 and encodes 497 amino acids. The transcript has 9 exons. Gene Ontology annotation, molecular function: hexosaminidase activity. Gene Ontology annotation, biological process: carbohydrate metabolic process. Lineage: Eukaryota; Metazoa; Arthropoda; Insecta; Coleoptera; Cerambycidae. The record is from RefSeq and is a predicted model, not a curated record.
UUGUGAUUGUGAGAGUGAGGUUAUAAAAUGGAUAAUUUGACGUUUGGUACACAAAGAUUGGUGCAUUUGGAUCUGAAAGGCGCUCCGCCCAAGAUAACUUUUUUCGAAAAGUUUUUUCCUUUCAUAAAGGAUUGUGGGGCUACUGGUAUUUUACUAGAAUGGGAAGAUACAUUUCCGUUUACGAAAGAGUUAAUACAGAUAGGGGGCCUGUCCAACAGUGCCCAAGUGAGUGGUGCACCUUACUCUUUAGAAGAGGCUCGACAACUACUUGAUUUAGCCUCAGAUUGUGAUUUAACAGUGAUACCUUUAGUACAAACGUUUGGACACAUGGAAUUUGUUUUAAAACAUGAGCAAUGGCGGAGUUUGCGAGAAGUGGAGGCAUAUCCCAGUUCCAUGUGUCCUAGUAAUAGUGAGACCAUGCCACUCGUUAGGAGGUUGGUGAAACAAAUUGUUGCAUUCCAUCCCAAUAUAACCCACCUUCAUAUUGGAGGCGAUGAGAUCUGGCAUAUGGGACUAUGCCCUGCCUGCCAAAAAAGAGUACAAACAACUAAAUACGGUAGAGCUGGUCUGUACCUUGAUCAUGUUACUGAACUAGCUCAAUACAUCAAAGAUAAUUAUCCAAAUCUCAAGAUUAUCAUUUGGGAUGACAUGUUAAGAAAUAUCGACUUACAUAUUUUACAAGAUUAUUAUGUAGGAAACCUAGUAGAACCAAUGAUCUGGCAUUACAAUUCUACAGAAACAUUUCAACUAGGUGGUUUGUUGUGGGAGAAAUACAGUAACAUUUUUUCCAACAUCUGGGGUGCGACUGCAUUCAAAGGGGCAACCAGUAGCUGCCAAUUGAUCCCCGUAACUAAAUAUCACAUAAGUAAUCACGAGGCUUGGCUGACGGAAUUGGGUGUACAUGCUGGGAAGAUAUUGAACUUCCGUGGCAUUGCUUUGACGGGGUGGUCGAGAUUUGACCACUAUGCAACGUUGUGUGAGCUAUUGCCGUGUGGCAUUCCCUCUCUGUGUUUGUGUCUGAAGACUUGGUUGGCUGGUGGAUAUUCGCAUGAUAUACAAGACUCAGUUGGUAAAAUGUUGGGAUACAAUGACACGUUUCCACAUCCCGAUUAUAUGUACUUAAGACCACCAUUGCCGCUUCCCCAACUGACAUUUCCUGGUUGGCAGGUCCUGGUUGGCUUCGAAUGGCUAGCUAACUUAAGAACUCGGUACAAAAAUAUAGUAAACAGUGAUCAGAUGCAAACGUGGUUCAAUCUGUGGCAGGUUUCAAAUAACUACACAAAUCCUAUGCAGAUCAACACUAUUUUGCCAGUUAUUGCAGACAUAUUGAUAGAGGUAACUUCAGUAGAAAACUACCUAAAAGGAAACCUGGAUCAUUUUUUUUACCAGCACACUAUAGAAGAGCUCAUGGGAACCCUGCUAAUACCGAUAAAACAACACCUGAAGCAAAUAAAGGCUGAUUGUGAGACGCAGCUCUCUCUAGGCUGCCGAGUAAGGGGCUACAAGCGAUUGAGCCUUUAAUUAUAUUAUUUGAUCUGCCAUGCUCACAGAGAGGGGCCCAUCAUAAUAAGACUAAUGAGUUUAGAUUUGUAACUAAUUUAUUGCUCGUUUCAUUUCCAAGUCCUUUUCUUUUCAAUAAACGCUUGGGGAUAGCCUUUUUCUUUAUUGUGGCAGGCGUUGCUAAGUCAUUUGAUUUUUCAUACUUGAAAUGUUUGCACAUUGUGAUAUCACAUGAUAAGAUAUUUUAUUCAUAUAAGUAUAUAUUUAUAU